UUUAUGCAGAGACAUCGCCGAAAAUUCUGAUUCUCAUAUCAAAGAAAUAUCCCCAUCUGCCAAAUCCCGCGAAAAGGAAAUUUCUGACUUGAAAAUCGAAAUGUCCAAAUCUUGGAAGAAAGAACUUUCUGCCUUACGAGAGAAAGAAUCGAAAUCUCGACAAGAGGCAAUUAAAUCUUCAAAGGCUGCAUAGAACAAAAAUCAACAUACGGAAAUUCUCAAAUAGAAAACCGAAAUAUCCGAAGCCUAUCAGAAGGAGAUAAAUGAAAUUAAUCGAUCAAACAAUCUUCGACUUGAAGAUGUUAGAACUUCCGGACGAUUGAUUAUUACUUCCUUGAUUGUUGUAUCCCCAUCCAGGUCUAACCAUAGGAAGCUAGUCAAUCUGGUCAAUCUUCUCCUGACAUCCAACAUUCCGAUGGCUUCUCCUCUUAUUAUUUCAGCUGCUCCCAAAUAUUAUCACAUCGUCCGUGAUGAGCUAACGGUAUUGGGACUUGAUGUGUUCUUCAAUUCGAGUUCAAUGCUAUACCUCACAUUACGACUAUAUGUUUUGAUAUGCGAGAAAUCCUACGACCACCCAACCUCCAUUCAACUUGUCUCUUAUCUAGUGAAUCGACUCUCUACAUGUCGUGAUGGCAUUGUUCUAAAAGUUCUAAUUGGUUGCAUCAAAGAGCUACAUGGACAUCUCAUCAAUGCCAAGUGUCCUAUAUCAUCAUUCUUUAUGGCAUCAUUCUCUCGCCUUUUGAAGAUUGCAUGUAUUUGGGUUCCGGAUAUAUGGAGUCAACUUGGAAGCUCGCGUCAAAAUGUACUCGAUUCUAUCCAAAUGAAAGCUACACAACUCGAUGAUUUGAUUGGAAAUUUGAUAUCUUUACAAGAUGAUCAAGGUUCAAUUGAUUUAAGUCGAGUUGAGAACCACUUUGGGAAGUAUCAUGUAUUGGAGCUCUCCGGGUUUACGCUUGUCUCUAGUCAACAGUCUCGUUGGAUUACUUUAUUCAACCAUGAAGUGGACAAGAGUGGCGUAUUCUGGGUCACCUUGAUUGAGAAGAAAUUCUGUUUGCCAGAGAAAAACUUCGACCUUGAUGCGAAGGUUUGGCAAUACUUCAUUCAGGGACCAAAUGGUUGGGAACCUUUCGAGUUCAAUUUCAAAAACACUGAAUCCGAUUUUACCAUUGAUGAAAUUUCAAAACCUAUUCGAUAAUGGCAAAGAUUCAUUUUACCCUUCCAAGUAUUAUUUGAAGAAAUCGCAAAUCGCUUUUCUGUUGAUAUUGAGGAUAGUUGGGUGAUGUGAUUUCUUGUCUAAAGUUUUUUCUUUUUUUUUUGUACUCAAAUAUCUUUUUAGAUAUCGAUACUUUUCUAAAUAUCAAAUAUCUAAGUAGAUAUUCAACGAUUUUAUAAUCGUCAAACAUCUUUUAGAUAUCAAAUACUUUUCUAAGUAUCAAAUAUCUGAGUAGAUAUUCAACGAUUUUAUAAUCGUUAAACAUCUUUCAGAUAUCAAAUGCUUUUUUAGGUAUCAAAUCUCUCA
Sclerotinia trifoliorum is the source of this 1519-nucleotide messenger RNA. The record is from the annotation of a GenBank genome assembly. Lineage: Eukaryota; Fungi; Ascomycota; Leotiomycetes; Helotiales; Sclerotiniaceae.